AUGUUUUACAUUGCGGACAUGCUGUUUGGUGUCCAGCAUCAGCUGUCACAUCCAAAUCCCUUCAGCCCCUCCAAAAAAUUCGAUUUCGACGCCUACGAGACAGAUCGAAAAACUUACGACAAGCUUAUCCAAGACACGGUCGCCAAGUACAAGCCAGAAAGAUUUUGUACUCUUGCAAUGCAAGCAUUCGACCUUUCGCCAACAGAAGGGAUGUGCCUUGACGACAAGAGCAAAGACGCCUUUUCUCCGAGACCCGCCUAA
This is a messenger RNA of Seminavis robusta, 261 nucleotides long. The record is from the annotation of a GenBank genome assembly. NCBI's taxonomy places the organism in Eukaryota, Bacillariophyta, Bacillariophyceae, Naviculales, Naviculaceae.